Messenger RNA from Pelodiscus sinensis (Chinese soft-shelled turtle), 2675 nucleotides. Lineage: Eukaryota; Metazoa; Chordata; Testudines; Trionychidae. The record is from RefSeq and is a predicted model, not a curated record.
GUAACAACCCUCUAUCCCCAGAUUGCUGUGACACCAGUGAUGGGUUAAGGAAAAAAUGACAAAGCCUGAAAAUAAUGGAAAAGACAGAAGUAGAUGUUUAUUAAGUAGAACCUUCUAGAACAGUAAAGAAUACUCGCCAUAAUUUGAUGUAGACCUAAGAUUCUCCCUUGUGUUCUAACUCACCUUGAAUCAGAACUAAAUGAAUAAAGGAGAAUUCAACAAACUAAGCACCUGUUCAAAGUGACCUCAUACGUUGGUGAGCCAGUUUUGGUGAUUGUGGGUUACUGGAGGACUGGGCAGCUCUAGAUGUGAGAUGCUUUUAACAUUUUUCCAGCAUUAGGAUGUCUCUAGCUUCCACAAAGUUGAUUUCAGAUGAAGCCAUGUGGUUUAGAUCUUUAAAAUCCCUCUUCAAAGAAAUUUCCAAGGAGUUUUUCAUGUGCAAAAUCUGCUUCUGUCUCUGAACUACCCACUUUCCAGUGAAUUUUUCUCUGUAUCUAACUGCUGUCAAAUAGGAGGCAGCAUUUUCUGUAAAUAGCGGUCUUGUUCAUAAACACUGAAACUGUCGCAAUGUCUAGUUGAAGUGCAGCAAAUUAAGCAUGAAGCAGCAACUUUCAGGAUCAGCUUUAAGAAAACAGCCUCUCCAUCUCCUUGUGUGAAAAAAAUUUAAAGACAGUACACUUUCUUCUUAUAUGCAGGCAACAAUUCUAAAGAUUUCAUUCACAGUUAUUCAAACAUUAAGUAAAUUGUGCGGGUAAAGAAAUGUCUUCUUAAAGGACUAUAUUCCAAACCCUACCAGCACAGUUUAUUCAUUGUAAUAGUUGUAGUCCCACCCAUUCUCAGUCUCCCUCAGGCCUCUCACAGAGGUCAGAUGUGUUUUUAUUAACUAUACCGUGGAACUGGUAAGCAGAAAACCUUCCCACCCUUCCCUUCUACUAAUCAUCAGACAAGCGACAGUUUUAGAGUGGCCACACCCAGUUUGUUAUUGAAUUCAAAUGUUAAAGGUGGGUAGUUUCUGUAUUUUUCUUAACCUUUCGCCCUUAUUUAUAACACAGUGUAUUCAAGUGACAUUUGUGUACUGGCAAAAAUACCACAUUAAGGAGCUUUCUGUAAGUAACAUCACUCUUCAAUAAAUCAUUGGUGCAAACUGUUAACUAGAACUGUGGAAUUCAAUAGUGUAUUAUGUAUCUUGUAAUUUGUAAACAAAGUCAGAUGUCAAUUUGUUUUCAAGUUGGCAAUUUAUUUUUCAAACUGCCAGUGAAGGAUUGUGGAGUGGUUUAUAUUACAGGAUUAAGACUGGAGUUGCCAACUUUGCUGAUCUUCUUGGGAAACAAUGGAAAAAUCAAGCUGCACCCAAACUUUUAAAAAGUUGCCACUAAUCACUGGCCAUUUUUGAAAAUGUGGGUAUUAAUUUCUUGGUACCUAACAUUUUCAUCUGUAAAAUGGGGAUAAUAAUACUUAAUCAGCUCACAGGAGUAUUAUGAUGGCUAAAUUAUUAAUGUUUUUAAAGCAUGUUAAGAUCCUGUGAUGGAAUGUAUCAUAACAAAGCAAAAUUAUUCUAACUUUGAUAGGCGGAGGAGUACAAAGCAUACUUUAUCAUACUCCUCUAUUUUGACAGUUGGAAAAAUACGAAUAUUAGACAACCAGAGGCCAAACUUUGGAAGAGCUACAAAAAAUGCAUUUGCGUAUGCACUAAUUAGGGAAAAAAACAUGACAUAUGUGGGGAGGAACAAAGCAUACAGAAAGUGGUAAGGACCUCUUGAAAGAUUAUUUGUAUAAAAGAGAAAAAGGAGAACUACUAAUACAGAAAUCAAAGAGACUUAAAGAUAAUCUUUUAAAGCAGAUGCAGCUAUCAGUUUCAAAAGAUGGAUUUGUUCAUUUUGGAGACACUGUGAUGCUUCUGAGCCCUGAAAACAAUAAAUCACCUAUGGAGAAUUAUCCUGCAGUGUGUGGUAAUCUAACCUUGGCUGUUAAUCCAGAUGAUAUAAGAGUACAUACAUCUGAUUCACUACAAGCCCCCUGUGGAGUGAGCGCAGUGAAAAGUGUGAAGCCUGUUGGUCGAAAUGCAUUUCAUAUCCUAAGUGUUGAAGGAAAUUCUAUGGGUGAACCAAUUAGAUUUGGGCAGAAUUUUGGUCUUGGGACAACAGGUGGUUUUGCUGAUCAAAUGUUAUAUCUUGCAAGUGACCAUAAAUCAUUUGUUACAUUUGCUAAAAAGUCAUACCUUCAGCAAGUAUUUCUGACAGAUGAGCUCUCCUACCUGACUUGUUGGCAAGCUACCUUUUUGGAUCCACAGCUUCGUCUUGAAUAUGAAGGAUUUCCAGUUCCUGCAAACAGUAAAGUCCUUAUCACUCACUGCCAUACAAAUCGGGGAUUAGCAGUUCCUAGGAACUACUGGCUGAGGUCAUACUUUGGAAAGGUAUAUGAAGUCGUCUGUCACACCUAUUUGGAUUCCCAUAAAGCUGAAGAAGAUAAGAAUUACUGGAUAAUAGUCACUGCGAAUCCCAGUGAUGAUGAAAGUAGCAUGUUUGACAGACCUAAGCCUCCCUCAGAGGAGACCAGAGAGAGAGAGAAAAAUGAACUCUGUGCAGGAACAUAGAAUGUAAUAGUCCAAGAUCAAAAACAUUUAUUUUCAUUAUGCGUUUUCAAAAUGAAAAUUCAAAUUUUGAUGAUAAUUAGAG